This is a messenger RNA of Amoebophrya sp. A25, 1190 nucleotides long. The record is from the annotation of a GenBank genome assembly. Lineage: Eukaryota; Dinophyceae; Syndiniales; Amoebophryaceae.
GGGUCCAGCAGUAUGACGAGCACAGGCGCGACUUCCACUUCUGGGUAAAUAAUAGUAGAAAUGGAUUGGGUUUUGACGUGUCGUCGGAUAACGACUCGGAGAUUUAUCUCGGCUCAGAUUCGCGGAGGCCAUCUGACGGGAGGAAGCACAACUACGGUGUCCGUCGUGAAUCCGCUACUACUAAGUAAAGUGUUAGCACGACUCCUGAUGACGGUGUCCGUCGUGAAUCCGCUACUACUAAGUAAGUGUUAGCACGACUCCUGAUGACAACAUGUCCUGUAGAAACGGUGACCAUGUUCAUGUUGACGAUGCUGAUGAGAAAAAGUCCUGGUCCUCGACAUCGUCAGGGGAUGCGUCUGCUUGGAUGGUUACUGGAGAUGUCGUGACUCCGUAUUCUCCUCAGCGUCUAAAUCCUAUUGGUAUCCCAGACUGCGAGGCUGCACUGCACAACAACAUCGUAUUGACCACGUCAGGCACAGCGACCAACGCAAUGGGGAGGUCGGAUAUCCAUAUCAUUGUGGAGCAUGCAGGACUAAAGAAGGUGUAUGACGUGACAGAUUAUACUUGCUGGAGCAUCCCGGUGACGUGACUUAUUCUCAGGAGUGUGCGGGCGUUGAGGUUUACUGCACACCAGAGAAAAUCUUGCUUGCGCGUUGUGCCGGACCCUUUCAGCAACAUCGUGCUGCUCAGGUAUUUGCUGAUUACGACUAUUUAUGUCAGGCGCGUCGACUACUAGUAAGCGCAAACAUUUAGGAGUCAGCAAUGCAAGGCGUGAAGCUUUUUUUUCACUGACAUGCACCCGGAACAGAUGACUGAUAUUUGUUCGUCUAUAAUCAAUAUUCAGGUAGGUGAAGCUCAGAGUAGAAGUAGCACAUCGUCGAAGUCCGCUGUUAACCAUAGACAUCUUUUGCAUUAUGGCCAUCAACACGCCUCCUAUUUUUCAGCGCAAUCACAAGUCAACUCUUCGAAUAUAAAAAUUAAUUGAAAAUUUAUCUCCACAUCACAGGCUUCUGUCGCGGCUUGUUUCUAUCAGCCUGCUGAAGUGCUCACGUGCAGGAAGCAUGACAUGCUAGCACCUUCCUUCGCGAUUGGCUUAGGCUCCUCUUGCAAUUGGUGAAUUGGCUAGACAAGUAUGAGAAGGCUUUGCUGGCGGGGGGGGAAUGCAUAGGGCUGGACGAGGAACGUCUGGG